AUGGAGCAGCCUGAGCAUGUGUUGUAUCCGAGUGAGGAGAUGAUGGUGCGCUUAAUAGAGGAGCAACUUUGGUGUGGCUACGAAGGCAUUGAAUCAUCGGUUGGACUUCAUUUGGAUGACGAAAAUGCCACGUAUUUGCGUGAAUCUUUGUUUCCCACUCUCAUUCCGGCACUUCACGAUUUAGUUAGGCGUGAACAGCAUCGAAUAUCAGAACCAUUAGCAUUCCAAGAGCGAUUCCAAGCAACAGGAAACACCCAUCCAGUGACAUGGCUAGCACAGUACCUUCUUCGUAACAAUACACAUCACAGUACUAAUCUUCGCAGUCAUCCAUAUGUGUUGGUUAACAAUGAGGUACUUAGAAAGCAAAAGGAAACUAUAAAAGUAAGGGACUUUCGAGAUAUUUAG
This is a messenger RNA of Trypanosoma cruzi, 405 nucleotides long. RefSeq lists its product as uncharacterized. The transcript has a single exon. The coding region runs from base 1 to 405 and encodes 134 amino acids. The record is from RefSeq and is a predicted model, not a curated record. Lineage: Eukaryota; Euglenozoa; Kinetoplastea; Trypanosomatida; Trypanosomatidae.